Molecule: messenger RNA, 557 nt
Organism: Nomascus leucogenys (northern white-cheeked gibbon)
Lineage: Eukaryota; Metazoa; Chordata; Mammalia; Primates; Hylobatidae
Gene: C12H1orf146
Product: chromosome 12 C1orf146 homolog
Biological process (GO): synaptonemal complex assembly; reciprocal meiotic recombination
Cellular component (GO): chromosome
Source: RefSeq, a predicted model, not a curated record
UUGAUCACAGACAGAUGGCUGAAAGUGGAAAAGAAAAAAUAAAAUGGACAACCACCAUUAUUAUUAGCUCAUCUCUUAAGGGUUACGAAGUUGCAACUGCCCUAGAAAAUCGAAGCCACAAAGUUCGAUAUUCAGAUUCAGUGGAAAAUGGAUCAAUUAUAUUUUCUCUUUCUGGAGUUGCAUUUUUAUUAAUGGAUACUAAGGAAUGUCUUCUGUCAACUGAAGAAAUAUUUCUAGCCAAAAUUGAGAAAUUUAUUAACAUUCACCAAAAUAGUUUUUUGGUUUUGUCUGCUGCCCUCCAUGGGCCUGAAGAAUGGAAACUGAUGUUCAGGAUUCAGCAGAGAUUCCUGGGUUGUAACUUACGAAUACUUCCAGUACAUAACACAGUAAAUGCUAUUAAUCUUAUGUGCACUAUAGCAAAGACUACCUCCAAACCAUACAUAGAUAGCAUUUGCUACAGAAUGAUAACAGCUAAAGCUUACAUCAUUGAGCAAAGUCCUGUUUGGAAAACACUUCAGAAGAUAAAACUGAAUAGUGAUUCAGUUAACCCAAAUUAG